AUGCGUCUCUUAAACUUAAUGAAUACGAAAAGCGACAUAGGAUGCGCUUGUGGGCGAAUUCAUCCCAUAGGAUCUGGCGUAAUGGUAUGGUAUCAAAAAUUUGAGUAUGCGAUUGCACAUUGGUUUCAAAAAGCUGCUGAACAUGUGUUCGGAUGUGUGCUGUGUGCGCCGGGUUGUUUCUCACUGUUUCGUGCUUCAGCUUUGAUGGACGAUAAUAUUAUGCAUAAAUACACGAAGACAGCUCAAGAGCCGCGUCAUUUCGUACAGUAUGACCAAGGUGAGGAUCGAUGGCUUAGUACACUAAUGCUAAAACAGGGUUAUCGUAUCGAAUACGUUGCUGCGUCGGAUGCAGAAACCUAUGCUCCGGAAGGUUUUGAAGAGUUCUUCAACCAGCGGAGAAGAUGGACGCCUUCGUCUAUAGCAAACACUAUUGAUUUACUGGCCGACUACAAGCGAGCUUCCGAGAACAACGACUCCAUAUCAAUGUCCUACAUAGCCUAUCAGUUCAUAGUGAUAUUUUUCUCCAUGUUGGGACCAGCUAUCAUGUUUUGUAUGCUUGUGUUUGCACAGUCGGGUCGAAACGACAUGAAGCACGAUGUGUCUGCGUACGCGCUCAAAACGACGCGGUGGAAGCAGCAGUUGCAAACUGUAGCGGUGGUGCCAGCAAGGGUUCCAGUACGCUCCUAA
Necator americanus (New World hookworm) is the source of this 687-nucleotide messenger RNA. RefSeq lists its product as uncharacterized. Gene Ontology annotation, cellular component: cell periphery; cell septum. The record is from RefSeq and is a predicted model, not a curated record. Gene Ontology annotation, molecular function: chitin synthase activity. The transcript has 6 exons. Lineage: Eukaryota; Metazoa; Nematoda; Chromadorea; Rhabditida; Ancylostomatidae. Bases 1 to 687 code for a protein of 228 amino acids.